Thlaspi arvense is the source of this 3779-nucleotide messenger RNA. NCBI's taxonomy places the organism in Eukaryota, Viridiplantae, Streptophyta, Magnoliopsida, Brassicales, Brassicaceae. The record is from the annotation of a GenBank genome assembly.
ACUCUGAGUGGCAAAAGUGUAUUUUUUGGGUAAGUUGCAGGGGUUCCCCGGUCAUUUCUGUUAACGUCUAGAGCGGAGACGACACACGGGAAGAGAAAGGCUGACCGGUGGAGAAACCCUAAUCCCCAAAUCGACCAUGUUCAUGGUUAGAUUGAAAUUCGCACUGAUCUCGCGUAAAAUCAGCACGGUGGCGAAACAUAGAAGAGUCCCGUCGAUAUACAAGUCUCUGGCCAUCGGACAAGCCCAGAAAGCCGUUACAGACUACCUCCACACCACUAAGUCUCUCUCCUACACUUACGCCGAGCACAUUGCCACAAACGCCACGGUUUCGAUCCGGAAUCUCAUCCUCAAGCUUGAUUUCUCUGUCCCGACCUUCCCCAAAUCGCUUCGGAAGCAUCUCAGUUACCAUCCAAUUAACGAAUUCGAGUUUUUCUUCGAGAGCAUCGGCAUUGAUUACAGCGAGGUUAGCGAGUAUUUGCCUGAGAAGAAAUUCUUCUUCUCCGAGGACCGGAGUGUGUUGGAUGCAGCUUGUGCGUUAUCUGGAUUCGGGUUCCCUUGGAAUAAGCUGGGCAAGCUGUACAAAGAGGAAAGGUUGGUUUUUCUGCAGAGUCCUGAAGAGAUUGGAUCCAGGCUGCUUAAGUUGAAAGAUAUAGGAUUCACGACAGUCGCUUUGAUUGGUAUUUGUUUAGCGGUUCCUCGUACUCUGUGUGGCGGUGGAGAAUUGGCUCCGGAGAUUCGUUAUUUGUUUGUUAAGCUGAAGAGACUGUUUGAAGAAUUUGAUUCACAUCAUCUUUGUGAAGAAACUGUGGAUUCUUGGUACGCCAUUAGUAGGAAAGUUAGGGUGUUUUACGAAAUGGGGUAUGAGAAUGAGGAGAUGUGGGAGUUGAUGGGUAGAAGUAAGUCACUUUUUAUGGAAUAUCCAGAAGAAGCUCUGAUGAGAAAGACGGAGUAUUUUUGUAGAUUUGGUGUUGGGAAAAAAGAUGCUGCUCUUAUGAUUCUUAGAUAUCCCGCUAUUAUGAGUUUUGAUCUUGAGAAACCGGUGAUCUCAGUUACAGGAAUGCUUAAGCAUUGUGGAUUGAGCCAGGAUGAAGUGGACGCUGUUGCUCAGAAAUACCCAUACGUUUUGGGUAGAAACAAAAUGAAGAAUCUGCCUCAUGUGCUUAGAGCACUAGAUCUGCAUGAAAGGAUCUUCGAAAGGUUGAAGAAUGGGAAUCAACAUUUGCUCGCUAGCUAUUCGUUGAUGGAUCACGACGAAGGCAUAGACAGAGAAUAUCAAGAAGGCUUGGAAGAGAUGCAACAGUCAAGGUACAAGACACACAAUGUUCAAAAACUGGACUUCCUCCAUCAAAUAGGUUUUGGCGAAAACGGCAUGACCAUGAAGAUACUACAACAUGUCCAUGGUAGCGCCAAGGAGCUACAUGACAGAUUCGAAAGCCUACUAAACAGUGGCCUCGAUUUCUCAAAGACAUGCAUGUUGAUAAGAUCAGCGCCAAAGAGCUUGAACCAGAAACCGCAUAGCAUACAAGAUAAGAUAAGGUUCCUCUGUGACGAAAUGGGAUAUUCCUUGGAAUACCUAGAGAUUUUCCCAGCUUAUCUCUGUUUUGACCUGGAGUACAGAAUCAGCCCAAGGUGCAGGUUUCAUAAAUGGCUCGUGGAGAAAGGGUUAAGCGAGAAAAGCUAUUCAGUCGCAAGCAUUGUAGCUACCAGCGAAAAGGCCUACAUAGCUCGUCUAUAUGGGAUUCAUCCAGCAAUCCCGAAACAUUGGUUCGAGCGUUUCUCCUACAGAAAACCCAGAAACACGGCAUCCUAACAUAACAACAAAAGACUCAUUUGGAUCUUGCAGCAGAUUCGAGCAAUGCCUCCUUCAAGUUUCCCAGAUUUCUGCACUGAGACCUAUAACGUUACAAAUCCUCGAAAUGGUAACAACAACUGCGAGUAGAGAUUGCAGAACACUUGUGGGUCUAUGAAUGAGGGGGAAUUUUGACAAUUUGUGGUUACCACUUGGGAGAUUUCGUUUCCGUACAUUUACUUCUCAGACAACUUAUCACACAAAUGGUUUGGAGAAGUUUUACAAUGAGCUAGCUUUCCGUCAACGGGAUGCAUCAUCCUGCACGUGUCGGGGGAGUCGUGGCAAUGACUUGAGUGCAAAACGUGGGACGAGAUAGGCACACGUGCGAGCGAGUGAAAAUAAUCGAGUUUCUUUGUUAUGUGUACUUCCGGGGAAUAGGUUGACUAAGUUAUGUUCUGAAAGCCUUGUAAAGCAAACAAUCGAUCGCGUGCAGGUCACGUGCGUCCUACGUUUGGAGGCAUUGUGCUCAGUGGGGGCAGCGCUUGUAAUAUCGACGAUAUAGAGAGGGGUUUUCGCCUUUUGCCGAUCAAUUGAUUCUUAGAUGUUUCGUCAAUCCAUGGCGUUUCCUCCGCCGAACCAUAGUUCUGAUCCACCGCCGCCACCGCCGCACCCAUCUCCGCAGCCGCCGGUUGUGAACGUGAGCGAGAGCUCAAGACGGCAACAUAUUGCAGCUUCUUCGUCGCCGGUGAAAUCCCAUCCGCUUCAUAACUUCCCGCUUUCUGAUCUCAGGUGGGCUAUGAAUCACGCCAAUACUCAUCGGCUCCGCAAAGCAUCUAGUAGAUCUCCGCUUCGCGAACCUAAUCCUGGGAAAGGGAAUCUGGUGAGUGAGGAGGUGAACGAAGCAUCAGGUUCUUCGUCUUUUGAAUUGAGACCGGAAAAGAGGAAGGGAAGCGCGUCUGGUGUCAGUGAUUCCACCGCAGAUCGAUCUGGAACGAAGUCAACGACGGCGGACGGUAGAUCGAAGAUCUUUAUCCGGAUCCGUACGAAGAACAACGAAGAAACAGCUGAUGUCGCCUCAGCGACUGAUACCGCCACCGAUACCGGUACCGCCGUCGUCGCUGUCCACGUGACUGAUGAUUCAGCCGAGCCGGCGAUCGAUGCUGACGUAUCGAUUGGUGAACGGAUCUCCGAUGGUGGUGGCGGUCAGGAAGCAGACGAGUUUGGUCCGAAGACUUGGAAUCUGAGACCGAGGAAACCACCGCCGACGAAGAAGCGGUCAAUAGGAAACGGCGGUGGGACAUUGAAGAGCUGUAGCGAAUCAUUGCCGGAGAACAGAGCUCAGGGAACGGUUCGAACGGAGGCAAUCCGAUCCAGGAACGGCGUGGAUGCCAAGAUUGCGACGACAGAGAGAAAGGAGAAGAAACCGAGGUUAUCGAUCUCGCUCUCAAAGUUGGAGAUAGACGAGGAUAUCUACGCGUUGACCGGAUCAAAACCUAGCAGGAGGCCAAAGAAGAGAGCCAAGAACGUGCAGAAGCAGCUUGAUGUUCUUUUCCCAGGUUUGUGGAUGGGUAACGUAUCUUCAGACGCUUACAAGAAAUGCAAACCAUUGAUCGCUUCUUCAAGCACUGGCGUCAUUUUUGGGCGUGCUCUAAGUAGUGAGAUACUGUCUCCAGGUUUCAAAGCACUCAAUCCAACUUCAGCUUCAGUUUCGGUCCUAACCGGCGUCAGUAUGAAAUACGAACCAGACUGCCCCUGACCCGGCCGCCUUAGUUACUGCCACUGACGUGAUGAUACCUUAUUUAUUUCUGUUGUGGACCCUUUUGUAAUUAAUUAGUGGACAAUGUAUUUUGAUUUUCAUUUGACUUACGCUGAAUAUAAUAAAAUCAGAGUUGCCAACACAAUUUUUUUUUUUUCCAUUAAAUUUAUCGACAUAUUCUGUUUUAUGUUAAUUAAUUAUUUAUAUUCUUAUAUCAGUUUAAUUUUACCUGUU